AUGUCAGAAAGACAUACGGCAGUAAACAGAACAGACUGCGGCGGCUGCACAGUUACAGGAAACUGGAAAACUGAGCCUCAUCCGAGACAAGCAGCAUGGCUGGCCUGCAAAGAACUGCUGCAAAGAAACAGAGACUCCAAGAAACUUUUUCUAAUGGAUUUUUACAAGAGGAACAACAUCCAGUGGGCGUCACCUCUGGAGUGCAAACUUCAAGGUGAUGUUGCAAGCGGAAGCGGAGUUGAGCGCCACAUGUUGUCAAUGGUGAUUUUUAAACUCAUAAGUGGAUUUCACAUACAUAUAGGGGUUAUGGAUAUAACUAAACUUUUUGAGGGUUCUGAGGAGAACAGCCCCAUCAGUGUUGCAGACUGCCCUGACACAGACAUCAGGGACGUGAUCAAUGAGAUUCAAAGUGAAGUUGAAUUUAAAAAUGCUGAAUCUAUAGAAGAGCUGUGUUUAUCCUGGGACCUUCCAGUACCAAACAUCACCAACAGAACAUUGAUAUGCAGAAGAAUUCUUCAACAUGCUGUCAUUGGAAAAACAAGGGAACAAGUAAAUCAAAUGAGAUUAGGAUUACAGGAGACAGGACUCUGGCCCCUUCUAAUGCAAAGAAAAGAUGUCUACCCUUGUUUAUUUCCUAGAGAGGCAGAGACAUACAUCUCACCACAGAUUAUCCUGGACUGCAUCAUCUGGCCAGUGUCUGUGACGGUCUUAUUUGACAACUAUCAAGAUGUAGAUGAUUUUGUUGAGUCGGACUCAGAGGACAUAUGUCGAGUGUCGAACUACUUAAAAAGAUUUAUUGGAAAUGCUGCUCAUGCAGAGCUCAAGAGCCUCCUGAAGUUCUGGAUCGGACGGGAAAAACCCACCACAGAAAUGAGGGUGGAAAUUGUGAUUGCCGCUUUUCCCUCAGCGUCGACCUGCUUUGAGAGACUUCGGCUGCCACAGCAUUAUCAAGAUUAUGACACGAUCGUCCUUCAGCCUGUUAGCGAACCAACUUUACCUACUUACUUCAGGAUGCCUUUCGGUGGAGGUAAUAAGUGUGGUCGCUGUCAGAAGACUGUGUAUUUUGCAGAAGAGGUGCUGUGCGAUGGGCAGAGCUUCCACAAGUCCUGCUUCCUGUGCAUGGUAUGUCGCAAGUGUUUGGACAGCACCACUGUGGCGGUCCAUGAAGAUGAGGUGUACUGCAAGGCCUGCUAUGGGAAGAAGUAUGGUCCUAAAGGCUACGGUUAUGGGCAGGGAGCGGGCACUCUCAGCAUGGACAAGGGGGAAUCUCUGGGUAUAACACAUGAAGAACCAGGUCCCCAUCGUCCAACCACCAACACAAAUGCAUCAAAGUUUGCACAGAAGUUUGGGGGAGCGGACAAAUGCUCUCGGUGUGGCAAAUCUGUCUAUGCUGCUGAGAAGGUCAUAGGAGCUGGAAGUUCGUGGCAUAAGAAUGGCUGCUUCCGCUGUGCUACAUGUGGAAAAGGCCUGGAGUCCACAACACUAGCAGACAAAGAUGGAGAAAUUUACUGCAAAGGAUGUUACGCCAAGAACUUCGGUCCUAAAGGCUUCGGUUAUGGGGCCGGAGCUGGAGCUCUGGCACACACGCAGUAG
This is a messenger RNA of Knipowitschia caucasica, 1593 nucleotides long. The record is from the annotation of a GenBank genome assembly. Lineage: Eukaryota; Metazoa; Chordata; Actinopteri; Gobiiformes; Gobiidae.